AUGCUGACGUUCCUGCUUCCCGUAACGCGCCGAUCGCUAUCCUUUGCGUGCUCUCUGCUUCACUUCACCUCUUUGCUUUCUCCUGCACACUCUCCUCCUAUCCAGUUCCUCAUCUCGUCAAAAUGUCGGGAUCUUGAGCGCUCUCUCCGUCUCCACUGCCCCAGUCUCUUGGCUUCUCACCAACACGAGUCAAUUCCUGACUGGUCCGAUCCAAAAGACCUCCAAGAAGCGUUGGGGAGAUGCGACGGGGCUAUCCUAGCCGCUAGUGGCUGUGGAGAUGAUGCCAUCAACUUACCCAGUAGCUCAACGGACGAGUGGCUCCGGUGCGAGCAGAGCUUGGCAACUCUCGUGUCCAAAGACCAUCGGAUAGUCAAGCUAUCAUGGACUGAACGAUUCGUGGGGGAGCGCUCUCCUUCUGCUGUGGGGCGCGCCAAUUGGUCUCUAGAAGAGGAGUUAAAAGGAAAGUUUGGGGGUGGGAUGAAUUGGGCUCAUAACCUGACCAUUGUACGAGCCCCUACUGGGAUGGAUGCGUUCCUACGUGGUCGGCUGUUCGACUUGGUGUGCGGACGGACGCUAUCCAUGAGCAUUAAACGAGGACGCAUUGCAUUUGUGCAUCCGCUGGAUGUAGCGGAAAGUUUAAGCGCGCUGCUAGAAAAGGAAACGCUGCUAUCGGAGGGGGUUGGGGACAAAGUGAGCUACUCGAAUUUCCCGUUGUGGGCAGUGCAACCUGCGCGAUGGGUACGUGGAGUGCCUGGUGAUGUUAUUGAGGAGGAGCUUGGAGUGAUUCGAGCGCUGGAAGCUGGUGCGCAGAAAGGAGUGGAGAGUAGCGUUAUGGAGAAGCUUUUGGGACACAAACCACGCACAUUUCGCGAGUUUGUAGCGGAGAAUUCGGAUGCGUGGCCUCGUACUAAUCCACUGUAG
Molecule: messenger RNA, 921 nt
Organism: Phytophthora infestans T30-4
Lineage: Eukaryota; Oomycota; Peronosporomycetes; Peronosporales; Peronosporaceae
Exons: 2
Coding region: 1-921 (306 amino acids)
Source: RefSeq, a predicted model, not a curated record